AUGAGUCUCGUCGACGUACUGUUGUGCAUUAAAAUUACUUCUUCAGAAAUUCGUUUUGCUAUUGAUCCAGAAACUGGUGUUUCUGUUAAUGUCUUAGAGAAGCAACAUUUGGAGACUAUGUCCAUGAUAGAAGAAUUCAUUUUGUUGGCAAAUAUUUCUGUUACUGAAAAAAUUCACGAAUAUUUACUUCUCAAUUCGUCGUUAUGCUGA
This is a messenger RNA of Meloidogyne enterolobii, 210 nucleotides long. The record is from the annotation of a GenBank genome assembly. NCBI's taxonomy places the organism in Eukaryota, Metazoa, Nematoda, Chromadorea, Rhabditida, Meloidogynidae.